Nematolebias whitei (Rio pearlfish) is the source of this 2685-nucleotide messenger RNA. It is a transcript of the gene faf1, whose product is annotated as Fas (TNFRSF6) associated factor 1. Gene Ontology annotation, molecular function: NF-kappaB binding; ubiquitin binding. The transcript is spliced from 19 exons. The record is from RefSeq and is a predicted model, not a curated record. Lineage: Eukaryota; Metazoa; Chordata; Actinopteri; Cyprinodontiformes; Rivulidae. Gene Ontology annotation, cellular component: endoplasmic reticulum; nucleus. The coding region runs from base 279 to 2279 and encodes 666 amino acids.
CGGAGGCACUUUACGUCAGCCGUAAAGCAAUGGGUUAGCUGACAAUAAUGAUACAAGAUAACUGUGAACCGUAACGUUACUUCACUGAACUGGUGCCCGUUUGGAGCCGUUAAACUCCCACUUCACGUCCAUUUUUCACAUUCGCCAACAUUUCUGAAGCCACCGCCGUAAGCAUCGGAUUUUAUUUGUGUUCAGUUUCCUCCUGUGAGGCGGUGAAGAGGGAUCGCUUUUAGCCAGUCAUUGCCACCACCACGGCCUCCGAAAGCGGCGCCUGCAACAUGGACAGAGAAAUGAUUCUGGCCGACUUUCAGGCCUGCACUGGAAUUGACAACAUUGCAGAGGCAAUCACUCUCUUAGAGCUUAAUAACUGGGAUUUAGUGGCAGCCAUCAAUGGUGUGAUACCACAGGAAAAUGGAAUCUUGCAAAGUGGCUUUUCUAGUGAGGCGAGCCAGGCCACCAUGCACGGACCCCACAGCCACUCUGAAGCAGGCGACGCAGACGCAGCAGCUGGAAGUGCAGUUCCUCCCCCCUCUUCAUCAUCUCCAUCGUCUUCUCCUCUGCCGUCCUCGGCUUCAGUGUUUUGUCCAAUUAACCCCUCCCGACACAUUGUAGAGCGCCAGUCACGGAUGCUAAACUUCAUGGUGGAGUACCGGCAACGCUCUGUGGAGCUCGUGCUUGAAGAAAGCAGCACAAUUAGAGAAAUCAAAGAAUUCCUUCAGACAGAGCUUGGCAUUCCAGCAUCCAAAAUGCAGCUGAAGGGAUGGAAGAGCGGGGAUGUCACUGAUAGUACGGUGCUGAGAUCUUUACACUUGCCCAAGAACAACAGCCUGUAUGUCCUGACUCCAGACAUCACACCUACUGCCAGCACCAGCAAAAACAGUGCACUUCAAGAGUCCCUAAACCAGAACUUCUUACUGGUCAUUAGCCACCGUGAGGCUCAGAGGGACUACAACCUCAACUUUCCUGGCUCCAGGACCAUACAGGAGGUGAAGAGAAACGUUUCAGACUUGACCAACAUCCCCGUCCGGUAUCAGCAGUGGGAGGGAUGGCCUGCAUCAGCAUCUGAUGAUUCUAUGACGCUAGCCCUCUCUGGGAUCAGCUAUCCAUGCCAUCAUCUCAGUGUUUGUCGAAGAUCCUCACCAGCCAAUGCCCAGGAACCUACAGAAGAGUGUGCAGAUGUCCAUAUGAUCAGUGACAGUGAGGGGGAGGAAUACGAGGAUGCUACAGAAUUUGGGGUGGAUGAUUCAGAGAUGUUUGGAAUGAGCUCUUCAAGCUGUCGAAAAUCACCCAUGAUGCCAGAGAAUAGUGAGAAUGAAGCGGAUGCCUUACUUCACUUUACUGCCGAAUUUUCUUCAAGAUAUGGAGAGACCCACCCGAUGUUUUUCAUUGGAUCUUUGGAGGCAGCAUCUCAAGAGGCCUUUUAUGGCAAAGCCAGAGAUAGAAAGCUGUUGGCCAUCUACCUCCACAAUGAUGAAAGUGUCCUCAGCAACGUCUUCUGUUCUCAAAUGAUGUGCGCUGAUUCGAUCGUCUCCUACCUGAGCCAGAACUUCAUCACGUGGGCCUGGGACGUCACUCAAGAAGCUAACAAAGCCAGACUUCUCACCAUGUGCACGAGGCACUUUGGCAGUGUGGUAACGCAGACAAUACGGACAUACAAAACAGACCAGUUCCCCCUGCUCCUUAUAGUUAUGGGCAAACGCACAUCCAAUGAAGUUCUAAAUGUCAUUCAAGGUAAUACGACAGUGGAUGAGCUGAUGAUGAGGUUAAUGGGAGCAAUGGAGAUUUUCACAGCACAACAGCAAGAAGACAUCAAAGAUGAGGACGAACGAGAGGCAAGAGAGACGGUGAAAAGGGAACAGGAUGAAGCUUAUCGUUUGUCCUUAGAGGCUGACCGUAAAAAGAGAGAAGCUCAAGAAAAAGAAGAAGCUGAACAAGUACGCUUGGAACGGAUGAGAAAAGAACAGGAGGAGGAGAAGGAGGCGAUUCGUUUGUCAUUGGAGCAAACUUUACCUCCAGAGCCAGAGGACGAGUCAGGAGAACAAAUCAGCAAAUUGAGAAUCCGCACACCAAGUGGCGAGUUUUUGGAAAGGCGUUUUCUGGGCAGCUGCAAGCUCCAAGUGCUUUUUGACUUUGUGGCCUCCAAAGGAUACCCCUUUGAAGCAUUCAAGCUCCUCACCACCUUCCCUCGUAGAAAUAUCACCCAGCUGGAUGCAGGCUCGACCCUGCUGGAGGCCAAGUUGUUUCCUCAAGAGACGCUCUUCCUGGAGGCUAAGGAAUAGGAACGGACCUGAUAGCUGGGAGAACCCACUGACUGUCGGAUGAACUGGCUGGACGCACAUUAGUCACCAAGCAUGGCCCCAUCCCCAAAGUCUGGGCCUACAACACACACACACACACACACACACACUUCUCAGACGUACAUACACUGGCAUGCACAUCCAGUGACACAAGCGUGAGUAAGCUUCUGGUGUAAAACGUGUUGCACAGAGGAAAAAAGACAAGCACACAGCCAAACAUUCACCUUCCUGAGCCUCGUCCCCAUUUUCUCGACUCUUCACACCGUCACCUUUUCAAACUGCUGUGUCAUGGUUCUCUGUCACAACACAAACACGAAGCAGUAACGGCGUUGAGAGACUGGCAAGACAAAUAUUUGUCACAGAAAAAUAAAUAAAUAAAAAUCAAGGA